CCCUCGGCAACGGGCCUGUCGGGGCUCGGGGCGGCGGCGAGGCCUGGGCCCGGGGUUGGGGGUGAGGCUUCUCCCCGGGCGGGGCGGGGACUGAACUGAAGCGGGGUCGGUCUGUACCUGCUGGGUUGAGAAGAAUGAGCGGUGAUGCCAUCGGCUCCUCCACUGUGGGCAGCGGCCUCUCCCCUUGCUGCUGCCGGCCGGUGAGAGACUCCAGCACAGUGCCAACAACAGAUGUGAAGUUAACAGGACCACAGUUCCCUGUUUUUUGUCUUCCACCCCUCUCCAACAAUGGGGUCACAUCUGAGGUUUUACAACCCACUGGGACCUUCCUGGAACACAGUGAGUUCUGACAAACUUCAACCAAUGCCUCCACUUUCUCUUCAGCCACUUCCUUUAAACCCUCGAGUGCAGGUCAUUGGGACCUGGUGACAUUUGCUUUUAGUCCCUUAGUUUUUCCCUUCGUGAUGGGAUUGUUACAGAUUAUUGCACAGUGUUGAAAUGUCAUCCAUCAGGUAGCUUUGGGAUGUUUUCUGUGUCCCCACCGUGGGCACUGAUCUAAUUGUUGAGUUCACCCAUCUGCCAUUUCCUUGUUAGUUUUAGCUUUUGAGUCGCUUGUUGCUGGUUCCUGAAAACUCCCCAGUGCUCUGGUCCACCACCAGCCCCUGCCAUUUAAUGUGCCUUUGAUUUAAUAUUUCCUUCGACCUCCUUUGUUGACCACAGAAGUUUCAUCUUUCUCCUGGAUCCCUCUGUCUAAUUGGGAUCAGUGUCUGCUGAGCGUUCUGAUCCAGCUGUUUAAACAUCUGCCACUGCUCACCCACUGCCCUGUCCCUGAGCCUAUUUACCCCAUCCACCCCAGACAGCUCCACCCUCACACCCGUGGAACUGCCCUUAAUUCAGGGUGAGGCCAUUGGUUCUGGAGCCGGGUGUUCACCCUCACACUGUGUCUGGAAUUCUCCCACGUUGUGAUCACUUCUUCCUCAGGGAUCCUGCACCACAGGAUCUCUCAUUGAUCCCACCUCAUUACACAGACCCACAUCUAACAUGUCCUGUCCCUGGGUAGGUUGUGUAACACACUGCUGUGAGGAGCAGUCCCUGCCCACUCCACACAUUCAUCUCCCACGGCACCUUGCCAGUUUGAUGAGUUUAAUCAAUACACAGAUGACAGUCACAGUUCCCUUCUUCCCUCCCUUUGAUAUUUCCCCAUUUGUGCUCUAUCCCAUCAAGAGGCAACACCUGGGGGUGCAGAGACCACUCCCACCCACGCCUUCUUUCCCCUGCUGUUCAUCAUUUCCCCACAAACUGAUUCCCCAUCACUGUCCCUGCAUCUACACCCCCCUCACCCGCACGUGGUGAACAAGAUCACCCUCCUCCUUUCCCUUUUGCCCAUUCCUGUGGAACACUGAAUAUCCUGGAAUAUUGAGUUCCCAGUCCCGGUCACCCUACAACCAUGUCCCUGCAACAGCUGUUGUAUCAAACAUUGUACAAUGUGGAACAGUAGAGCACAGAAACAGGCCCUUCAGCCCACAAUGUUUGUGCCAGCCGUGAUGUCAAACUAAACUCCACCUGUGUCCCUGCGCAUGAUCCAUUUCCAUUACCUGCACUUUCCUGGUUUUGUCUAAAUGCCUCAGAAAUGCUGCGAUCAUGUCUGCUUCCACCACCACCCCUGGCAGCACGUUCCAGGCACCCACCACUCUCUGUGCAAAACAGAAACUUACCCCACACAUCUCAUUUAAACUUAAAGCUGUGCCCUCGGGUAUUUGACAUUUCUACCCCAGGAGAAUUUCUACUCCUCCACCUCUUCUACCUCCCUCUCCAUCAGGUCUGAAACAUCAACACCCUGGGACGUUGAGCUGCCAGUCCCGUCCCCCUCACAACCAGGUCUCUGUACUGGUCACAGCAUCACAGUACUCUGCACUGAUCCAGGCUCUGAGGCCGUCUGCCUUACCCAGAAUUCCCUUCCACUGAAACACACACACUUCAGCCCCUCAGUCCCACUGUGAUCAUUUACCUGGCCCUGCCCGUCUUGCCCAUCAGCCUCACUGUUCCCAACCCCGACCUUCCCCUCAAUCCCCCCACCUGCUGACCUGCAGCUCUGGUCCCCACCCCCUGCCACGCUGGGUUAAACCCUCCUGAGUAGCACCAGUGAACCUCCCUGUGAGGACAUUGGUUCCCGUCCAGUUUAGGUGGAACCCGACCUCCUUGUCCCGGUCCCACCUGCCCUGGAAGAGAGCCCAAUGAUCCCUGUACCUGAAGCCCUCCCUCCUGCACCAGCUCCCUCGCCACAACUUUAACUGCACUGGAGAAGUCACCAGGAGCACAGAUCUGCUUAUAAUUCCUGCCCCUUCCCCUGACCGUGAUUUUCAUUCCCCCCUCACUGUCCGGUACCACAGCUCUCCCAGAUUUGUAUUUAAUGAAUUAAUCUUCUCAUCACUGGAGGCCUCUGCACCCUCCCCCACCAACUACUGUGUGUGAGGAGGGCGCUCUGCCCUGUUCCUGGGCCCGGGGAGGGACAGACGUCACUUUCAGCCGCUCCCUCAAGUAUUUGUUGGCGAAUGGAAACGGAUUUCUGAUAAUUCGGGAGCAGGGGAGGCAGUGAAACCGGGAAAUCCUUCAACACGGACCCGGUGUGUGAGAGAGUUUGUCCGGAGCGCUGUGUUUCCGUUCUGUUGUGGGGAAACCGGUGGGAAUUGGCGGUUGUGGAAAACUGGGGGCGGAGCUGGAAGAUGAGAGGCCGCUCUCCGCUCUGUCUGUCACUCUGACUCUGUCCCCUCCCCUCCCCGCCUCCCCUCUCUCUCUCUCUCUCUCUCUCUCUCUCUCUCUCUCUCUCUCUGCGCCUUUCUCGGGCAGGUCGGGGCGCUGUGUAUAAAAGGAGACAGCAGCAGUCGGUGUGUCAUUCAGCAGCGACUUGAGUGAAGCAGCAUCAUGUCUGGCAGAGGGAAAGGAGGCAAAGGACUGGGCAAAGGCGGCGCCAAGCGGCACCGUAAAGUGCUCCGUGAUAACAUCCAGGGCAUCACCAAACCAGCCAUCCGGCGCCUGGCUCGGCGUGGCGGCGUCAAGCGCAUCUCGGGGCUGAUCUACGAGGAGACCCGCGGGGUGCUGAAGGUUUUCCUGGAGAAUGUGAUCAGGGACGCGGUCACCUACACCGAGCACGCCAAGCGCAAGACGGUGACUGCCAUGGAUGUGGUGUACGCUCUGAAACGCCAGGGCCGCACUCUCUAUGGCUUCGGCGGCUGAA
Pristis pectinata (smalltooth sawfish) is the source of this 3235-nucleotide messenger RNA. RefSeq names its product histone H4. The coding region runs from base 2923 to 3234 and encodes 103 amino acids. NCBI's taxonomy places the organism in Eukaryota, Metazoa, Chordata, Chondrichthyes, Rhinopristiformes, Pristidae. Gene Ontology annotation, biological process: nucleosome assembly. The transcript has 2 exons. Gene Ontology annotation, molecular function: DNA binding; structural constituent of chromatin; protein heterodimerization activity. The record is from RefSeq and is a predicted model, not a curated record. Gene Ontology annotation, cellular component: nucleosome.